Closterium sp. Naga37s-1 is the source of this 1542-nucleotide messenger RNA. NCBI's taxonomy places the organism in Eukaryota, Viridiplantae, Streptophyta, Zygnematophyceae, Desmidiales, Closteriaceae. The record is from the annotation of a GenBank genome assembly.
AUGCCCGCAUCGCGUCUACUCGCGCCCCGCGCACCCUCCGCUCUCGCCGACCUCACCGCAGCGAUUCGGAUUCACGACGCACCUGCCGCGGCUGCAGCCUUCUAUUUAUCUUCAUGCAACUUGGCGCUUUUUCCGCACGGCUUUGGGGCCGGAAUUGGCGAGCGGGGUGUUGGCAGCUCCUCGCGGUGCGGCUGCCACCAGCAGCGCAGCUGCCGCGCUAGGCGGCACGCUCGACUGCUCGCUGCGCGCACACGUAAAGAAUUCAUCGCGCGAGCCGCCAUUCGCUCUACUUUUCCGCCUCCCUCUAGUCCUUCUGCUUCCGCGGGCCGCGUUCACGCCGCCAUUGCUGCAGGUGCCGCUGCGACCGUGGAGGCGCAAUCUGCGGCCAGCGCGGCUCUGCCUACCGUUUUAAUUCCCACUGUUCUGCCACGUGGCAUCGAGCAAGACAAAGGCGAAAGCCAACCAUCGAUGAAUCUCGACACUUGGGCGGGCGGCUCGGCGCAGAAUGCAGCGGGCCGCGCAGAAGUAAGCCAAGAGAUGCCUAUCACUGUCUUCAGUGCCUUGCGCCCUCCAUGCCGCAACCGUACGCCCUCGUCGUCCACCUCAUGUACCCCACUUCCCUACCCAAACCUCCCCUCUCUCACCCUUCCCCGUCUACGCGCGCGCCUCGCCCCCCUCUUCCCCCUGCCAGUGCAAAGCGACGGCAGCGUCAUCCUGCGCUUCGCCCCCCUGCCCGACCCCCUCGCGCCCACCGCGCACGCUCUCGACCCUGCCGUCGCAGCACCAUACGCUGAGCGAGACAGAGGCGCGGGGGCAGCGCGGCGGGGAGAGGGGGAGCGCGCGAGGGAGGUGCGGGCGGACGCGAGGGUGGUGGCGUUCGUGACGGCGUGCACGAGCGAGUUCAGCCGCGAGGUGCCCGACGCACUCAUAGAGGAGAUCGUGGGGCUGCCGCUCCGCCUUACCCCAGUGGACCACGUGGCAAAGUGGGUGGCCAUCUCAGCGCACCACACCGUCACCGCAAUCAACCACGCCAUCCACCUGCCAGCCUCCGCCCUCCACCUCCACCACCACUCCCUGCCCUCCCUGCCGCACGUGCUUGGCCUGGCCAAGCCCCUCCUGCCUUCCACCCCCUCUUCCUCCCCUUCCACUGCACCUCCUGUGGUGGCCCAAACGGCACCACUGCAAGGUGGUCAAUCUCCGCCCCCUCUAGCCAUACCAAUGUCUGCAGCAACAGCCUUGCCAGCCCACCGUGUUCCUCCCUCGCCAGCCUCCCCUCCACCCGCCUCCCCAGCUGCCUCUAUUGCUGUCACUGCCAUCACCGGUGUCGUGCUGGCAGGCUUGGUUCAGUUCCUAGCCUCGCUUGCAGGUCUGGUGGGACGUGUGCCGGGCGGCAGCAGUGGGGUGGGUCAGAGGAGGCUGCUGUGGAACCUUCCAGCAGCGACGGUGCUACUGCUGGUGCCGGCGGUGAAGGUGUGGGCGGCAUGGUGGCAUCAGCACCGCGGGCAGAAUGUGGUUGCAGCUGUUGAGGCGAAGGGUUUGUAG